Messenger RNA from Sphenostylis stenocarpa, 888 nucleotides. NCBI's taxonomy places the organism in Eukaryota, Viridiplantae, Streptophyta, Magnoliopsida, Fabales, Fabaceae. The record is from the annotation of a GenBank genome assembly.
AUGGAAAAUAAAACACAACACUCAGCAAAUAGUCCUCCACCAAAACCCUGGGAACAAGCAGGUUCCUCGUCUGGCCCAGCGCCUUUUAAACCCCCGUCAGCUGGCAACACAAGUGAUGUAGUUGAGGCUUCAGGGACUGCAAAACCUGGGGAAAUUGUUUCUGGUUCCGAUAGGACUGCAGCUGCCAACAGGAAUACUCUUGGGAGGCCCGUGCCCACAAGGCCAUGGGAGCAGAAUUAUGGGAAUAGCACCUAUGGAGGAUAUGGUUCUACAAUGAACUAUAAUUCUGGAUAUGGAUCUGGAAUGUAUGGAUCUUCUUAUGGUGGACUAGGAGGAGGAAUGUAUGGAUCUUCUUAUGGUGGGGGAAUGUAUGGCAACGGCAUGUACAGGGGAGGAUAUGGUGGCAUGUAUGGUUCAUCCGGGAUGUAUGGAGGUGGGAUGUAUAACAGUGGCUUUGGGGGUCCAAUGGGUGGUUAUGGCAUGGCUGGUGGUCCUUACGGAGAUCAAGAUCCCAACAAUCCAUUUGGUGGCCCUCCAUCCCCGCCUGGAUUUUGGAUUUCUGUCUUACGUGUGAUGCAAGGUGUGGUUAACUUUUUUGGUCGAAUAUCAAUACUUAUAGACCAGAAUACACAGGCUUUCCAUCUGUUCAUGACUGCACUUCUGCAGCUGUUUGAUCGCUCUGGUUUAUUGUAUGGAGAGCUAGCUAGAUUUGUGUUGCGGUUGCUUGGGAUUAGAACAAAGUCCAAGAAGGUUCACCCGCCAGGUCCAAAUGGACAGCCGUUGCCUGGACCACAGAAUUCUUCUGGAAAUGUAAAUUUGAUUGAGGCACCAAAGGCUGCUCCAAGUGGUUCAUGGGACAAUGUUUGGGGAAAUGACGCCCCUCAAUAA